UCGUGCAGAAUCUGUGGUGUUUGAGCAGUGUUGAGAUGGAGUUUAGCAUGGCUGUAGUGUCAGUUAAAAGGCUUGUUUAAAGGCACAUAGGCUACUCUUCGAUCUAAACUGUCGUAUAAUACACUAUAUCUCUGAGUUUUCUCCUCACGGAAGGCCGUCUCAAAACGGCUAUUAUUGUUGUCGUAUCUCUCAAGUAAAUUCCCGUAACAGUGCCUACAAACCUGGUCCCUGUCACUCUGCAUCUACUGGAAUAAAAUAAAUCCAAGCGCACCUAAAGGUAAGUGAAGGUAUGCAUGUGGCCCUCUGCUGAUUCCCUUUGCUCAAGUUACCACUUGUUGCUGGUUCAGAGCUGACUCCUGAGAAACAAGGUUAUGCCCGCUAUUUUAGGAACUGGUCGUCCAGCUAGCUGGUAAAUUACGCCAGAAGUUCCGAUAAUUUACCUCUUAAUUCAUUGCAUAAUUCACUCGGACAAUUUAGUUUCGCUUUGACAACCGGCUUUUGAUACCAAAUUGUGUAAACAGGCGUAUUGGCGUCACGUGAAAUAAUUGCGGAAGUGCCAGGAUGGUAAAUAUAUGGAAUUUUCCUUCGCGGGAUUUUGCAGGACCAAUGUGACAAACGUGGUCGGAUGGGCACACUGUAUCUGUUUGCUUUCAUGAGCCAACGUCAGCUGAAGAGUAGAAACUCGUGGCAGAAACUGAAGGUUAUUUCGAAACCAGGGGUCAGUUUGACAGGACAGUGGUGUCGAGUUCAAGGUUCUGCAAUGUUGCAGAUGGAGACAUGUCUAACAUUUACUACAGCUAGAGCGCUUUGUUUUUGUGCCACACCCCAAAAAUAAUUUCAAAUACUUAACAACCUUUCACAACAAUCCAAACAUGUAAUGGCAUUUGCAAAAUAUUUUGUUUAUUUUUGAGGACUGUUCAUCUACAUUCUUCUCCUUUGCAAACAAAGAGUGCAAAACUGUGCAGAGUUUGUCAGAGUUAAUGUGACCUGUUGAGUGUUUUCACAAUCGCUACUGUUUGUCAUCAGCUUGCAGGAGCACUUUCUGUGUCUGUGUAGUUAUAACCUUGUGUGCUUGAAAGCCGGACAAACCAUGCUGAGACUGGUCAGAUGUCAGGGCAGGGGGGUCAGGGGUCACGUGCGUGAUCAGCAGCGACGAUGGCACCAUCACCAAAAGAGAGUGAUUGCCAUCCGACGUGAGGAUAUUAACGUUUGGGAGAGACGAGCGCCUUUGGCUCCCAGACAUGUCAAAGAAAUCACGGCAGCCGGCCACAAGGUCCUCGUGCAACCCUCCAACAGACGAGCCAUUCACGAGAGAUUCUAUGAGAAAGCAGGGGCCAUCAUACAGGAGGACAUCUCUGAGGCAUCACUCAUCAUUGGGGUGAAGAGGCCUCCAGAGGAGAAGGUCUAUCCUCAGAAGACAUAUGCGUUUUUCUCCCACACCAUCAAAGCCCAAGAGGCUAACAUGGGCCUACUGGAUGACAUUCUGAAAAAGGACGUUCGACUCAUCGACUACGAGAAAAUGGUGGACAGCAAUGGGUUCCGUAUCGUGGCGUUUGGACAGUGGGCUGGAGUGGCAGGAAUGAUCAAUAUCUUACACGGCCUGGGCCUUCGCUUCCUCGCCUUAGGACACCACACUCCUUUCAUGCACAUUGGCAUGUCGCAUAACUACAGAAACGUUAGUCAGGCUGUCCAGGCAGUCAGGGACUGUGGGUAUGAGAUAUCUUUGGGCUUGAUGCCUAAGUCCAUUGGACCACUCACCUUUGUGUUCACGGGCACAGGCAAUGUGUCUAAGGGUGCUCAAGAUAUUUUCAAUGAACUUCCCUGUGAAUACGUGGAGCCACAUGAACUGAAAGAUGUUUCUGAAAAAGGAGACAUGAGUAAAGUGUAUGGUACGGUGUUGAGUCGACACCAUCACCUGGUGAGGAAGAGUGACGGACUGUAUGACCCUUUAGAAUACGAAAACCACCCAGAACUCUACACCUCCCACUUUAGAACAAGUGUGGCUCCUUAUACCACCUGUCUCAUAAACGGUAUUUACUGGGAUCCUCACACUCCGAGACUGUUGCGUCGUCUAGAUGCCCAGAGACUGAUGAGACCAGUCAAACCCCUAACCACAGUCACCGAAGGCUCGCCCGGACUGCCUCACAGAUUUUUAGCGAUCUGUGAUAUCUCCGCAGACACAGGGGGAUCCAUUGAGUUCAUGACAGAGUGUACCACCAUUGAAAAGCCCUUCUGUAUGUACGAUGCGGACCAGCACAUUGAUCAUGACAGUGUGGAAGGUAAUGGCAUUCUUAUGUGCUCCAUUGAUAACUUGCCUGCUCAGCUUCCUAUUGAGGCAACAGAGUAUUUUGGGGACAGAUUGUUUCCCUACAUCUGGGAGAUGCUUCCCUCUGAGGCAACAAGACCACUUGAGGAGGAAGACUUCAGCCCCCAAGUCAGAGAUGCUGUGAUAACAUCUAAUGGGAAGCUGACACCAAAAUUUGAGUACAUUCAGAAACUCAGAGAAAGGAGGGAGUCAGAACAGAUUUUUAUGAAAGGGGGAAUGAAGCGUGUGCUGCUGCUGGGAUCCGGCUACGUGUCCGGACCGGUUAUUGAAUAUCUGACCCGCGACUCUGGCACUCAGAUCACAGUCGCAUCUGUACUGCUGGACCAGGCAGAAGAACUGGCGAGGAAAUACCCAAACACAAUUCCUGUAUCACUGGAUGUCACCAGUCAAGAAGGUCAUCUGGAGUCACUCAUCAAAGACCAUGACCUUGUCAUUAGUAUGCUGCCAUAUGGGUACCACCCAGUGGUGGCCAAGCACUGCAUUAAUAAAAAGGUUAACAUGGUCACUGCCAGUUAUCUGAGCCCAGCCAUGAAGGAACUUAAGAAGAGCGCUGAGGAGGCUGGCAUCACUAUAGUGAAUGAGAUGGGUCUGGACCCUGGCAUUGAUCACAUGUUGGCCAUGGAGUGUAUCGACCAGGCCAAGGCAGACGGUUGCACUGUGGAGUCUUACAGCUCUUUUUGUGGUGGUCUUCCUGCCCCUGAGUGCUCUGAUAAUCCCCUUCGUUAUAAAUUCAGCUGGAGUCCUUAUGGUGUUCUGCUUAAUACCAUCAGCCCGGCCAUCUAUCUAAAAGACAGUCAGGUGGUUAGCAUCGCCCCUGGUGGCUCUCUGCUGGAUUCCACAGUUCCCAUGGACUUUCUGCCUGGAUUCAACCUGGAGGGCUUUCCCAACCGAGACAGCACCAAGUAUGCCGAGCCUUAUGGGAUUGAGUCUGCCCAUACGCUGAUCCGCGGAACACUCCGUUUCAGGGGCUUCUCCAGUGCCAUGAGUGGAUUCGUUAAACUGGGACUAAUUAACACGGAGCCCUGUCCCAGACUGGAUCACACUGCAGCCACCGUGUCCUGGAAAGAGCUGCUGUGCGAGCAGGUUGGAUUGCCGUCAACAGCGAGCGAUGAUGUGUUUGAGAACGCUGUUUUCGAGCGAAUCGGGAAGGACGAGUUCAGGAUGCAGACACUGAAGUGGUUUGGAAUGCUUAGUGAUGAAGCAGUGCCUCAUGCUGACACCAUUCUGGCUGCACUUGCCAAACACCUGGAAACCAAACUCUCCUACGAGAAAGAGGAGAGGGAUAUGAUUAUCAUGAGGAAUGAUGUUGGAAUCAGACACCCCACGGGCGAACUGGAGACCAAACACAUCAGCCUGGUCGUCUACGGAGACCCCAACGGUUUCUCAGCCAUGGCCAAAACUGUGGGCUACCCGGCCGCCAUCGCUGCCCGCAUGGUGCUAAACGGUGAACUGAACAUCAAAGGUCUGGUGGUACCGAUGACUAAGAACAUCUAUGGCCCGGUUCUGAGGAGACUGCAGGAGGAAGGCCUUCGUUUCACCUGCAAGAGCACCGUGACAGAGUAAUCCACCACUGCUAGGCCCAAGCCCCUCUCACAGGGCUGGGACUAUUUUGAACACCAGUAACUUUCACACCUGUGGAAACAUGAAUGUCAUUAUUUUCAUAAAUAUUUUCUAUAUGUACUUUCAGUAGGCUUUAGAAAACAUGCAUUUUCAUUACCACAGAAACCGAUGAGUGACAAAUGAUUUUUGACAAAGGUCUCUUUUUUUUUAAUUUUAUUCUCAAGAAUUUUUUUGUAUCAUUUCAGUAACUACACUACUAAUGUAAAGACUUAUUUGAGAAUCUGAUUUAUUUUAGGGUAGAAAGACCAUCUACCCAGUGGCUUUGAGGGGUUAUAAUGUGUUUUAUUUUCCACAUAUAUUUAUUUCCCAUAUACUUGAUGUCCCAUAUGUGUGAUGGUCCUUUUAAGAGAUGGUCCCAAAGGUAAUAAUUAGGCAAUUCCCUACAUGAAUGACAUGUAUUUUGUAUGAAUAAGCCAAAGUGUAUCAGACUCUGCCUUUGUAUUAAAAUAUGACAGUUAGUAUUUAUUCUGUGUACUUACACAGACAGGCAAAAAUUUAAAUGACAGCACUAUAAAAAAAAUUAAAAGUGUGAAAAUUUUUGCAGAGGGUUUUGAAAACAGAACAUGGUAUUAGGUAUUCAAGAGAACUAGAACUACUUAGAGAACAUGACGAAAUUUGAAUUUUCAAUCACAUAAAUGAUCAUUUCCUUUUGGGCUGUCAUUGGGUCGAGGAAAGCACAUAUAAAAAUGCACAGAAUGGUAAAUUCAAACAUAAAUAUAGUCAGAAACAACAGUUAAGAUAAUCCAAGCAACAUGCAUCAAUUGGGACAUUUUCUGCUGUAGCAUUACACAUCACUACACAUAGAGAAUUUAUAAGCUCCAGUACAAUCAUGCAAAAUGAAGUAUGUAAAGUUUCAAAUUCAGACGACCCCUCCCGCACACUGACAUUUUCAGUGAUUCUUUUGCUAUAGCACCAUCUAGUGAGUGACAGCAUUUUUGCCGUUCGAGUUUUGAUACAGUUGCACAGCGCUUUCACGAGAGAGAUGUUUUGGUCAAUAAAGCCACGCCCAUAACAA
Messenger RNA from Chanos chanos (milkfish), 4961 nucleotides. RefSeq names its product aminoadipate-semialdehyde synthase (gene aass). NCBI's taxonomy places the organism in Eukaryota, Metazoa, Chordata, Actinopteri, Gonorynchiformes, Chanidae. The transcript is spliced from 23 exons. Bases 1091 to 3889 code for a protein of 932 amino acids. The record is from RefSeq and is a predicted model, not a curated record. Gene Ontology annotation, molecular function: saccharopine dehydrogenase activity. Gene Ontology annotation, cellular component: cytoplasm.